GGUGAUCAAUCUGGCCCAUCUAAGAGAUCGCCGGAGCAGCCCACUACCCCUAGGGUUCUCUUCUCUCUCGGUGCCAUAAGAGCCGAGGUCUUCUGCCACCACCCCACGAACGCCGCCGCCGCCGCCUCGCUCUCAUCCUCGCCGCAGGCUUCGCAAGAUGGCGGUGCCGCUGCUGACGAGGAAGAUCGUGAAGAAGCGGGUCAAGCAGUUCAAGAGGCCCCACACCGACCGCUACAAGUGCCUCAAGCCAAGCUGGCGAAGGCCAAAGGGUAUCGAUUCCCGUGUCAGGCGGAAGUUCAAGGGAUGCACCUUGAUGCCCAACAUUGGAUAUGGCUCUGACAAGAAAACCAGGCACUACCUCCCCAACAAGUUCAAGAAGUUUGUUGUCCACAAUGUCUCUGAGCUGGAGCUGCUUAUGAUGCACAACAGGACAUACUGUGCUGAGAUUGCUCACAAUGUCUCCACCCGCAAGCGCAAGGAGAUUGUCGAGCGUGCCGCUCAACUCGACAUUGUGGUCACAAACAAGCUUGCCAGGCUCCGCAGCCAGGAGGACGAGUGAAAUGCUCCGUACUUUUGGUUGCAUAUCAUUCGUAGGAAAAUGCCCUGCUUGGAGAUACUUUCCCACCAUUGUAUGCUUAUGCUAGACUUGUUCUGUGGACAUCAUUUUGCUUGGGUGAAUGAGUGAUGGCAACUACCAUCUAGUUUUGACCGGACAUCAUGGGUUGUGCAUCGAUGGCCAUAGGUCUUUCAGCUUGU
Messenger RNA from Phragmites australis (common reed), 756 nucleotides. Its product is annotated as large ribosomal subunit protein eL32z-like. The record is from RefSeq and is a predicted model, not a curated record. The transcript is spliced from 4 exons. Gene Ontology annotation, molecular function: structural constituent of ribosome. The coding region runs from base 158 to 559 and encodes 133 amino acids. Gene Ontology annotation, biological process: translation. Gene Ontology annotation, cellular component: ribosome; cytosolic large ribosomal subunit. NCBI's taxonomy places the organism in Eukaryota, Viridiplantae, Streptophyta, Magnoliopsida, Poales, Poaceae.